Messenger RNA from Lycium ferocissimum, 1374 nucleotides. RefSeq names its product gamma-glutamyl hydrolase 2-like. The record is from RefSeq and is a predicted model, not a curated record. Lineage: Eukaryota; Viridiplantae; Streptophyta; Magnoliopsida; Solanales; Solanaceae. Gene Ontology annotation, molecular function: gamma-glutamyl-peptidase activity. The transcript has 10 exons. Gene Ontology annotation, biological process: tetrahydrofolylpolyglutamate metabolic process. Gene Ontology annotation, cellular component: vacuole. Bases 65 to 1102 code for a protein of 345 amino acids.
AUGAUAACUUCUAACCUCAAUAUUCAAAUAGCAUUAAUGAUACCAUAGCAUAACUUCAAUUCAAAUGGGAAAUUCCCUUUUAAUUUCACUUUUCCUUUUUGUCUCUGCGAUUACUACUACAGAAACCCAACUACUAUUUGAUACCCAGCAGAGUUGUCCGGCGCCGGACUCUACACUUAAUUACCGUCCGGUCAUCGGAAUUGUUAGUCAUCCCGGCGAUGGCGCUACCGGCCGUCUCAGCAACGCUACUAAUGUGUCCUACAUUGCAGCUUCGUAUGUUAAAUUUGCUGAAAUGGCUGGUGCUACAGUUAUUCCUCUCCUAUACACUGAGCCUUCCCAAAUUCUCAAUCAAAAGCUUAAUCUAGUAAAUGGCAUUAUCUUCACUGGAGGGUGGGCUAAGGAUGGCCUCUAUUUUGAUGUUAUUAAAGGAAUUUUCCAGAAAGUUUUGGAGAAGAAUGAUGCUGGCGAGCACUUCCCUCUACUUGCAAUAUGCCUGGGAUAUGAACUUUUAACAAUGAUCAUCACCAAGGACAACAACAUUCUUGAAGAAUUCAGUGCAGCAAGUCAAGCAUCUACAGUACAGCUUGUGGAAAAUGUAAAUAUUGAAGGAACGGUAUUUGGAAGAUUCCCCCCUGUAUUGCUAAAGAAGAUGGGUACAGAUUGCCUUGUGAUGCAAAAUCAUCAUUUUGGUAUAUCACCAGAAAGAUUUCAAGCGAAUAGACAUUUGAGUAGCUUUUUCAGGGUGUUGACAACUAGUACGGAUGAAAACAACAAGGUCUAUGUCUCUACCGUUCAAGCUAAACGUUAUCCUAUAACUGCUUUCCAAUGGCACCCAGAGAAAAAUGUUUUUGAAUGGGGUUCAUCAAGGAUUCCACAUACUGAGGAUGCAAUUCAAGUUACUACACAUGUUGCCAACUAUUUUAUAAGUGAAGCUAGAAAGUCUUCUAACAAGCCAGUAGCCCGCGAAGUGCUUGACAAGCUCAUAUACAAUUACAAUCCCACUUAUGGUGGGAAGGCAGGAAAGGGAUAUGAUGAAGUUUAUCUCUUCACUCCGCAUUCUGCCUUAGAGUUCUCUGUGGAGAAAAAAGAGCAGUGUAAUUGAGCAAUAACAACUGCACAAUCUAAGAUGCACGUCGAGACCUGGGAGCGGUCAGUGUGUGAUGUUCACUGUUGGAACUGGCCUUCAAUCUUCAGAUACUGUUCUCACAACCAAAUAGGGAAUUCUAAAUCUUGUUGUAUGAUGCUUGUUAGGAGGUGGAUCCAGGAUUUUAAGAAUACGGGAUCUGGAUCACAAAACUUUUUGUUAGCCAAGUUCUGGAUUAGAUUCAGGAUUUUGAGCCGAGGGUCUUUUGAAAAUAACCUCUCUACCUCCAC